Didymella exigua CBS 183.55 is the source of this 999-nucleotide messenger RNA. RefSeq names its product chitin synthase export chaperone. Gene Ontology annotation, biological process: protein folding. The transcript has 3 exons. Gene Ontology annotation, cellular component: endoplasmic reticulum membrane. NCBI's taxonomy places the organism in Eukaryota, Fungi, Ascomycota, Dothideomycetes, Pleosporales, Didymellaceae. Bases 1 to 999 code for a protein of 332 amino acids. The record is from RefSeq and is a predicted model, not a curated record.
AUGGGGUUCGGCGAUUUUACAACACUAUGCGCAAAGGCGUCGAUACCUCUGUGCGCCCUCGUUGGGCACCAAGAAAUCAAUGGCGGCGCUGGAAUUCAGACGAAAUGCUAUGCACGAACGAUUGAGAUUGCGAACACUCUCAUCUUCCAGGCGGCGAACGACUUCAUGCACAUCCUGGCCCUGAUAAUGACAGUGGUCAUGAUAAUACAUGUCCGUUCCAAGUUCACUGCUGUUGGUCGUAAAGAGAUCACCUCGUUCUUCUACAUCUACUUCCUCCUCACCAUUGUUUCGCUCAUACUCGAUGCCGGCGUCGCUGCACCCGGCUCUGCUGCGUACCCAUACUUCGCCGCCGCCCAGAAUGGGCUUGUCUCUGCGCUCUGCACCAGCCUGCUGAUCAACGGAUUCGUCGGUUUCCAGCUGUACGAGGAUGGGACAACUCUGUCAGUUUGGUUGCUUCGACUGACCUCCCUCGGCAUGUUCAUUAUUGGCGGCGCCAUUUCCCUACUCACCUUCAAGAACUGGGCCGGUCUGGAUGCUAAGAACCCCAUCGGCGUCUUCGUUGUCACCUACCUUGUCAACGCCAUCUUCCUCUUCAUCUACCUCGUCAGCCAGAUCAUCCUGGUCAUGGGCACGUUGGAGGACCGCUGGCCGCUGGGCGACAUCAUCUUCGGCGUCUUCUUCUUUGUCAUUGGACAGGUCAUCUUGUACGUCUUUGGCGACGUUAUCUGCGACGGUAUCCAGCACUACCUCGACGGCCUGUUCUUUGCAACUAUCUGCAACCUGCUUGCAGUCAUGAUGGUCUACAAGUACUGGGACUCCAUCACUCGCGAAGAUCUCGAGUUCUCGGUUGGUGUCAAGCAGCACAACUGGGAAGUCAAGGAGCUCUUGCCAGAGGAGGACAAGCGUGGCACCGUCUACCAGGAGUCAGAGUACGCAUCGUCGGUGUACCAGCAACCGUACCCGCGACACUCGCAAUACUCUAAUCUAGACCGUCACUAA